AAAAAAAAAGAAGGGAUCAGUGAAAUUUUCACACCGACCGACGGCAGGCGCUAUUUGGGUGCGUUUCGGUGAGGUUGAAGUUGUCCGCGCUCGCGUUCACGAAAUGCAGGACGUGCAGUGCGUGUAGGUCCCGGUCCUGCUUUGUGAGAGGAUUGUGGAGCGUGAGUGUUAUUACAUAAAAUAAUCGAGUCACAACGGGUGUCAGGUGCGUGAAAGGUAGAAUUGUCCUGCUUUUUUCCCCGACUGGCGAAACCCUACGAGUGUGUGUGUGUGUGUGUGUGCGUAUGUGCUUCUUGGGUGGGUGAGCUGUGGCUGAAUUUCCCACUGUGCUAAAGCAACGGCGCCUCCGGUUCUGGCACCGCCGUGUCCUAUGAGUGUGCGAAGAAGCGUUAAAUCGCAAAAGCUGCACUGGUGACCGUGUCACCCAUCUUCCCGGGCGGGAGCGUGUCUAGAGGUAGUUGUGUGUGUGUGUGUGUGAAGUGUGAAGAAAUUGUAGCAAAAAUAGUGGCCAGAAGAAGUUGCCAGCAAACCUUUUCAAAGAGAGCAAGCGGGUUUCGUACGAGUGCGGUUUUGGGAAGGAAAACAUCGCCAAAAUGCAGCCUCCACCACGAAAAGGCAAUUACACAAAGUUUCUGAAGAACCUUCACACGGAGCAGCUGGCCAAGCUAGCGCUCAAGAAUCAGAAUGAGUGCGAGCUGCUGGAGGACAUCCGGCAGUUUACGCUCAAGCGGUCCGCCAUCGAGAAGUCAUACAGCGAGGCCCUGCUCAAGAUAUCGUCCGCGUACCUGAACAAAAAGCAGGCAUGCAUACCGGAGAUCAAGAUGGACGGUGCGGAUGAGAAAUGGAACAUGUGGAGCGUGUGGCAAACGGUGCUGGAGGAGAACGAAAAGUUGGCCCGCGCUCGGCUUGCCGCCGUCGAGGUGUUCCAGCAGCAGAUCGCGGACGAGGCGAAGGUGCUCCGCAGCACCAAGCUGAACAGCAGCAAGCGCUGCAUCGAAAACCUUGCCGUGGUGCAGAAAGAGCUGCAAAACUCGGUCACCGACGUGGACAAGACGAAGAAGAUCUACUUCGACGAGGAGCACAGCGCACACGAUGUGCGCGACAAGGCGCGCGACAUCGAGGAGAAGCUGAAGAAGAAGAAGGGCUCCUUCUUCCAGUCGAUCACGUCGCUGCAGAAGAACAGUGCGCGCGUGACGUCGCGCAAGGAGCAGCUGGAGGAGAAGUCGACGGGCGCCCGCAACGACUACAUUCUCAGCCUGGCGGCGGCCAACGCGCACCAGAACCGGUACUUCACUAUCGACCUGCAGACGACGAUGGCGACGAUGGAGAACUACGUGUACGAGCGGGUGGCCGACUAUCUGGCACUGAUCGGCCGCACCGAGCUGCUGACCUGCUCGGCCACGCAGAACUCGUUCGGCAAGAUACGCGACCAGGCGCAGCAGCUGACGCGCGAGUACAACCUGCAGUGCUGCUAUCUGUACUAUCCGGUGCUGAAGCAGCACAUCCAGUACGAGUUCGAGCCGUGCGAUAACGAUCAGGUGCGCAAGAUUACGGCGGACCAUGAGUCGGCCGCCGACACGCUUAGCCGCGAGGGCAAGCGUUGGGCGGGUCGGGUGGCGCGCGAAAGCAACGUCAUCCGGGAGUGUGCGCGCAAGCUGGCGGUGUGUACGGCGCUCCGCGAGGCGGGCCACCGGACCGAUCCGAACGACCAGAAUGGGCCGGAUCUGGAGACGAAGAUUGAGGAGUUCCGCGAAAACAUACGCAAGUCGGAAAUUGCCAAGGCGAAGGCAGAGGCGCGGCUGGAGUGCCUGCGGAUCGGCGGCAUCAACGUGGACGAAUGGAUACAGGAGGCGGAAACGCUCAGCGUGCAGGAGAUGCCGCGCUCGGCCAGCUCACUGUCGAUGCGCACGGACGCGUCCGGUCAGGGGGAAAAUCCAAGCUCGGACUCAUUCUACGACAGCGACAAUGCGGAGCAGGAUCAGCCCGUCUCGGAGUCAUCGCCCGCACCGAAGCAACCGGAGCCCGCAUCGGACGAGUUUACGGCUGACAGCGAUGAUGAUGAGGAGUUUGGCGUAGAGCAGGAGCGGCAAAAGAUUGAACAGAUUUCCCACGGCUGGGACGAUCCGAUCCAGGUCGACUGGGGCGCGGAAGAGGCAGCAACGGCCGCGGCCAGCAGUCAGGUUGCGUCCCAGGAAUCUUCGACAGCCGCUGCACAGCCACGCGAACCGGCGGGCCAAACGUUCAAGUGCACUGCGCUGUACUCGUACACUGCCCAAAACCCGGACGAGCUAACCAUAGUCGAGAGCGAACAGCUCGAGGUGGUCGGCGAGGGCGAUGGGGAUGGGUGGCUGCGGGCACGCAACUACCGCGGCGAGGAAGGUUUCGUGCCGCACAACUAUCUCGACGUGGAGCGUGACACACCGGUCGAUACGCACACGCCUGCCCAGCUGUCGAGCCAGAUUUCGUUCUCGUCCGUGGACUACACGGUGGACAACGAGGAUCAGGAUCCGAUGCAGGACUCGGGCCAAUCGCCGGACCAGAUUUCGGUCAUAUCGGCCCCGCGCAAGGUCAACAAUCAGCUGUACUGUGUGGCGUUGUACGAUUACGAUGCGACCGCUGAGGAUGAGCUGACCUUCGAAGAGGGACAGAUUAUCAAACUCAUCACCAAGAGUCCUCACGGUGUGGACGAUGGUUGGUGGGAAGGCGAAUUGAUGGGCAAGAUCGGUAACUUCCCUUCGCUGGUGGUGGAAGAGUGCGACGAGAACGGUGAACCGCUGACCGAUGCUGAGGACGAAUCUCCGCCACCGUCGGCACCGCCAACGUUCGCUGCCCCGGCACCACCUCCGCCGAUGAUUCUGCAUGAAGCAACACCUCCCGAAGGUCAAAGUCCAAAUUUGACCAACGAGGGACCAGCAAUCGACAAGUUUGAGUUUGAGAUGAACAACGUUCAACACGAGCAGUAUGGAACUCAGUUCUCGGCCCCGCCACCAUCACAGCCUCCACCGGUUGUUAUCUGUGAGGAUCCGGAGGCCGAGGAGGCCGCUACCAUGGAGGAGGAAUCUCGACAAGGGGCUACCGCAUCAGUCGCGGCCGCAGCGGCACCAGCAGCAGCACCAGCAGCUACUGCUAGUGCCGGCGACAGCAACCAGCUCAACUUUGCGCAGAUCAUCGUCACCGCCGCUACCCCGAUGCACGAUGAGCCGGACAAGAAGUUCCUGCCGACGGAAGAGGCACCGACAGCGGACGACGCCGAGUCGGAGAUUGUGGAAAAGCAGGAGCAGGAAAAGCAGGAGAUAAGCGGCAAGCAGAAAUCUCACGAGCCCGAGGCGCCCGAGAAGCCACCGACGCCACCGACGGCACAGGAACCGGCGGCCAAACCGAAAUCCGCCCCGCCCAAGCCGGCCAAACCGCCGUCACCGCCCAAGCCGGAAAAGCCGGCCACCGCUCCGAAACCCACCAAUAUGGCCGGCAAGAGUCCCUCGGCCAAGAAGCCGGAACGGGUACGGCCAUCCGCGGUACCGGAGCCGGAGCCGGAGCCAGAGCAGGAGGCGGCGGCGGCCCCGAUUGAGGAUCCGGUCGCACCGUUCGGGGAUCCGGGCGCACCGUUCGAGACGAACUUUGAGGCAAACUUUGAGGCCGGGUUUGCGGCCAACUUUGAUGACGCGUUCGGGCAGUCGAGCAGUUCGCCCGAGGUGCCGAAGCAGGUGGUCGGGGGCCGGGCAAGCAUACCGGAGGAGCUGGAGCCGCAUCAGCUCGCAAGGCUGCAGAAUCUGAAGGAAUCGAACGCAUAAGGCGCCAGUGAGAGGAGGCGUAGAGUGGACGGUAUCAGUGCGCGCGGAGGUAUUGUGAGCAGGAGAGGGAACGUGCAGAAGGUGGGAGGACACACACACACACACACAAUUACACGAAGUGGUUAAUUGUUUACCGAUGCCGAUGCACUGUACAACGGCACCGUUCAAUACCGUUCUGUGGACGUCAGUGGAGAGCCGCGGCUAUGCAAAUCAAAACUACAAUCUGCUGCAACAAUCAUAAUACGUAGGGUAUUUUGUGCAAAACUCAAUGGUUCAUGGCAAACGGGGGCCAUGUUCGAUUGUGAGAGAUUCAUUUUUAAUCGUUGUAUGUGUGAGUGUGUUUGUGUGAAUUGGAACGGUCGUCCAAAUGGGGGUUUUCGUUGUUGCUGUAAGUCAUUGUCAUUGUCAUUGUCGUUGUCGUGUCAGGUAUACCGAUGUUAGGAGAACGUCGUCCAACGGGAUAUUUAGUGUACUAAUCAAGAUCAAAGCUGCUAAUACAUUUAGAUCCCAAACAAAUAGCAUCACCAUUACCACCACUACCACUACUUUGCUGUCUGAUAAGCGUCAGACGGAUGGUUAGGCUUCCUUUGCGACGUGGACGAUGGGGGUUUGCCUUUGUGAUAAUAAUGCAUUUAAAGUGGUGCCGUCCCGCUUGCUUCCAGCGGACGACCAAAUUCGACCAAUCUACUAAGAAAACUAUGAUAUACCGUAUCUUUUCCCCCUCUAUUCUACCAAUAUGGUAUGGUUAAAACGCGACACGAAAGCUCAUUGCCGUAGCGUAGUGUCGUAAAAAGAUUGAAAUAAUUCGCACAUUUUUCCCCAGCUGAUCUACCCGGCCGGAGCGGACUUUUUCCCUACAUAGUUAAACAUAUCACAAUGGAGACCAUUCGUUGCGUUGUUUUAUUUGAAAGGUAACGACCAAAAUCAUGCCCAUACUCUCACUAAUCUCUCUCUCUCUCUCUACUGCACCUUACACCCGUCCCGAUUGUGUAGAUUCGAUUCCACCGCGAAUCUCCCGACAGCUGCACUCUUCCAUUCUGCCCAGGCUCUUGCAAUGUGUAUAGUAGAUUCCUUCCUUGUGCGUUUUCAUGCAGAGAUAAAGUAAACCCUAUUGCCUACUAUAUCGCGUUAUCCUAUUACGAAUUAAUUAGGUUUGAAGUAAAACAAAGCUCGAUGUCGUCGUGGGGGUCGCUAGUGGGGUGGACACACAGGAAGAGUCACCCGAAGUCAUGCACACACGCACCGACUUACGAUUGUAAGAUUUUAGACUACUUAAAGCCUCUUAGUUCGUGAAAAAAAGGGCAAAACUAUACUCAUUAGUCAAAUUCCACACGAAACUCACCGGAACAGCAUCACAGUGUUGCCGUCAUGUAUUAGCGCGCGUGUGUGUUCAUGUCUGAUGGAAACACAAUCCUCUAAGCAUUAUAUUGCCGAACGUACAAUAAUUACUCGAUCUACAAUUCACGGGUAGGAAGAGAUGGUCGCAAGCAGACCGCCCAUUACACCACCAUUACCUUUCAUAUACAUACAUAUAUAACUGUAUCUAUAGUUUGCGUUGCGCUUAGAUAACCGAAUGUUGUUCAUGCUUCGAUGUUUCGUUCGGCAAACGAACACACCAACCGUUUUGUAUUGGUUCUAGGAGCGCAUUUAACGUUGGAAGAAGGUAACUAAAAAGCAAGCGUAAGCCGCAGAUGAGUUUCAUUGCACCAGCAAUCAGCUGUGUGGCUAAAGCGACAAAGUUUAAGAAAAAAACAGAGUAUUAUUUACUACUACUAGGCUAUCCUAUUGCAAUACCAAAAAAAAAAAAACAUAUUCCAAUGCAUUGUUCUAGUGCACACUAGUGACACAGUAUCUAUGUACUGGUAGGUUCUUUACUGAGAUACAUAAAAACAAAACAAAAACCAUACACAAUCGUAUCGUAAUGCUGACAUUGGGAGCAUUUGGUCAAGGGUCCCCCAUAUACCAUUUAGAGGCAUUUAGUGCGACUCGCAUGCUCUGCAACACAACAUGCCUGCGCGGUAGAAACGUAAAGAAAAGGCCUUUCCAAUAAGAUUCUAAUAAUACGCACUACAAUCUAAAGCAAACGUUAUGAUUUACCUUGAUACGCGUUGAAUGUAGAAAACUCCUGUUCUAACACCACCCAACACUAAUCAGCCUUCAUACUCUGGUAGCGGUUAAAUUAACUCUCAUGGCUUCAAAACCCAUCGACGCUCUGUGUGGAAAAGCGAGAAACCCUGGCGAGAGAGACAUCCCUUUACGCGCACAAAACCACGCUUGCGCCCGGUACUGUAAGAUACUAGUAGAAGCAACCGUUAAAGGAACAAAUCACGUAAAAAACACCCUCCCUGCAGAAACAGUUAGCAUGUUGCGUCAAAGUUAACCAAGCGCUUGGCAAAGGCUCACGUUACAUUGGAUAUUCUUAUAGCAAAGCCAUCAUCAUAUCGUGAGGUUAUACGCUUGGUUCGCCUUCAAGAAGUUGCAGCAGUAAGCAGCAGUGACAGAAAGGGUUACACUAGGUUAAGCCUGGUUUGAUGUUUAGUUCGCGUGCAUAGACUAAGAACAUACCGAUUGUGGCAGCUCCAAAGAGUGUCCCAUAGCAAACGAAGUGCCACUUGGUUGUGUUGGUCAGCUGCGGCGUACUUGCGAAGGGAAUGCAAAGAAGUAAUGCUAUGAAAUGCUUGAAUAAUAAUGCCACGAAGGGCGUGAGGUACGCGUCAAUAGCACCACUAUUCGAACGAUUCCUGUAUAAAAUUGGAAGCAUCUCUUCCUCUCUUGGCAGCCUCUCUAGAUAACGCCCUUACUACCCGCUAUUGAAUUGAAACCAGAACCGAAAGGAUCGCAUUAAACGAAACAAUUAUACAUAUAUAUAGCCCCUCGUACAUAAAAGAUACAUAUACAUACUAUCUACCACAUCCCCGUCGUAUUCACCAUUUACACACGUGACCUGUCGGAACGAAACAAACGUAAACAUUUCGAAUGCGAUCAACAGACAAGCAAGAAUCACAUCUACACGAAACCACAGUACAGAAAUACUGUUAUCUGUUUUUUUUUCUCCGCAAUUUCUUCGAGGUCCUUCCAGACUCGAAGUGAGUUAUCGAAAAUAGAGCAAUUCUACGAGCCUUCACAGGUCCGACCGUAGCACAAGUGGGGGACCGACGGGCAGGCAAAAGAACGAUACAACAUAAUAAGAGAUGAGAAGAAGAAGAAGAAGAAUAAGCGAACGCCGCAUAACUAGCACGUGUCAUUUAAGCCCAACACACCACACACACACCCACCCCAUUAUGUACAUCCAUUUGUAGCAAUAAUAAUAAGUAGGUAAUGUGUUUUUGGCGCAAUUGCGCUCCCGUUCACGCAUGUACAUGAUCCCCCGUCUCUUCCCCUUUAUCCAUAAAUGGGGCGGCAAUUGGACUUGAACCUGACAACCUCUAGCGUUCCGUUCUGUAAGCAAUUGUAAGCAAUUAAACCCAAAAGCGUAAAGUAUGUAUCCAUGCGCAUAGCAACGCGGAACAAGAGUGGAAGGGAAAAGUCAUACUUCCUAGCAAGGAACGCUCUCCGCCUAGGGAUUCGAACGCCAAUGGAUGUGCAAAUCAAGUAGGCUGGGAGGAACAGGUAUGCUGUCUCGUGUGCGUGCGAUUCUAGUGCAAUGAAACCAGUUAAGUUUACUUUCCUGUGUUGACUAUUUCCUCUUAUUGCGAUUAUGGUUGUACUUUAAUUCUAACGGUCAAAUAAAUCUAUGAGAAUGCUAAACGGA
This is a messenger RNA of Anopheles merus, 7542 nucleotides long. It is a transcript of the gene nwk, whose product is annotated as protein nervous wreck. The record is from RefSeq and is a predicted model, not a curated record. Gene Ontology annotation, biological process: neuromuscular synaptic transmission; regulation of actin filament polymerization. NCBI's taxonomy places the organism in Eukaryota, Metazoa, Arthropoda, Insecta, Diptera, Culicidae. Gene Ontology annotation, cellular component: recycling endosome; neuromuscular junction. The coding region runs from base 594 to 3791 and encodes 1065 amino acids. The transcript is spliced from 10 exons. Gene Ontology annotation, molecular function: protein binding.